AUGGAUUCCCACAGAAAAAGGCCAAGUAAAAGUAGGACCAGGACCAACACCUACCCCAAAGAUAAUGAAGUAGUCAUUGAAGUAGCCUACGCAGCUGUCAACCCAACUGACUGGAAGAUGCAAGACAUCCCCUAUUUUAGCAUGCCCUAUCCCUGGAUCUUCGGUGCCGACGUCUCUGGCACCAUUGUCCAACUUGGAGCUGGCGUAGACCGCUUUAGGAUUGGACAACGUGUUAUGGGCCAGUGCGAUGGAAUUCUCACACGAACCGUCCAAAACACCGCGUUCCAACUCUAUGCUACUUGUAGCGAGAUUCUCGUUGCUGUAGUUCCGGAUGAGAUCCCACUGGCAAGUGCAGCAGUCCUUCCUCUUGCUACUUCCACGGCUGCUGCGGGACUUUUCAAAAUCUUGAGAAUACCGCUUCCGGUGUUGGAUCCAAAGCCGGCGGGAAAGACGAUUUUGAUCUGGGGCGGAAGUUCGAGUUGUGGUGCCUCGGCAAUCCAACUGGCGAAAGCAGCAGGGUACACUGUUGUUACCACUGCCGGCACCCAAAACCACGACUUCGUCAAAACCAUUGGUGCAACCUAUGUUUUUGAUCAUAAAUCACCCACGGUUAUACAAGACAUCCUGGCAAUCCUUCAAAUUGGUGAUGCCAUAUUCGACUGCAUCGCUCUAGCUAGCACACAACAAGCUUGUGCAGAAGUUGCUCAUAAAAUUGGCGCCAGAAAAUUUGCUGCCUUAUUACCUCCCGUACCAAAUGAGUAUAAUGUUGAGCCUGUCAUGGUAAAUGGUUUAGAUGUAGGACUUGUGGAUUUCGAUAUCGGGGAUGCAGUAUGGCGGAAGUACGUACCGGAGGCAUUAGUCAAGGGAAAAUACUUGGCCAAGCCAGACCCGGAAGUUCUCGAGGGCGGAUUGGGCAGAGUGCAGGAUGGGAUUGAUCUUCUGAGAAAUGGUGUGUCGGCAAAGAAAGUUGUUAUAGAGAUUACGAAGCAGACAUGA
This is a messenger RNA of Botrytis fragariae, 996 nucleotides long. RefSeq names its product putative zinc-binding oxidoreductase protein. Gene Ontology annotation, molecular function: oxidoreductase activity, acting on NAD(P)H. The record is from RefSeq and is a predicted model, not a curated record. The transcript is spliced from 4 exons. NCBI's taxonomy places the organism in Eukaryota, Fungi, Ascomycota, Leotiomycetes, Helotiales, Sclerotiniaceae. Bases 1 to 996 code for a protein of 331 amino acids.